Anolis carolinensis (green anole) is the source of this 8525-nucleotide messenger RNA. It is a transcript of the gene slc38a3, whose product is annotated as solute carrier family 38 member 3. The transcript is spliced from 16 exons. The coding region runs from base 295 to 1815 and encodes 506 amino acids. Gene Ontology annotation, cellular component: plasma membrane. The record is from RefSeq and is a predicted model, not a curated record. Gene Ontology annotation, molecular function: L-asparagine transmembrane transporter activity; L-histidine transmembrane transporter activity; L-glutamine transmembrane transporter activity. NCBI's taxonomy places the organism in Eukaryota, Metazoa, Chordata, Lepidosauria, Squamata, Anolidae. Gene Ontology annotation, biological process: histidine transport; amino acid transmembrane transport; asparagine transport.
UCCCGCCGGGCCUUAAUCUGCCCCUCCAUUGGGGAUUAUGGGCUCACACUCUCGCAAGGGGCCGCCGGAGAGAGGGACGCCCGCCACCAAGGACGCACCAGCCAGGAGAGGGUCCGCUCAGCCCAGGAGAAAGAAGGUCGCUCCGCUGCAGGCGCCGAAACAGCAUCAUUACAGAGACUGGCCUCUGCAGAUUUGAACUUCACACAUUGACCUGCUACUUGUCUGAAAACUAAGUGUCUAAAAGAACAUCUGCUUGUUGGAAGGUUAAGUGUCUGCUCACUACAGAGUGCAGAGAUGAAUUCCACAGAGAUCCCCAUUCAAGCUGAGAUGGUAGAAUUGGUGCCCAAUGGAAAACAUACAGUGUUGAAUGCUUCUUCUGGUCCAUCUCUGGGAAAUGACAGAUUUGAUGAGAACCAGCCAGAAAUGGAGGAGUUCCUUCCUCAUGGAGCUGAAAAGAAACAUACUCAUUUCACAGAUUUUGAAGGAAAAACCUCUUUUGGAAUGUCUGUCUUCAAUCUCAGCAAUGCCAUUAUGGGCAGCGGGAUCCUUGGUUUAGCCUAUGCCAUGGCCAAUACUGGCAUCCUUCUUUUUCUAUUUCUCUUGACUGCUGUAGCACUGUUAUCCAGUUACUCCAUCCAUUUGCUACUCAAAUCCUCAGGAAUUGUCGGAAUCCGCGCCUAUGAACAGUUGGGCUACAGGGCAUUUGGAACUCCAGGGAAAUUGGCUGCUGCUGUUGCUAUAACACUACAGAAUAUUGGAGCCAUGUCAAGUUACCUGUACAUUGUGAAAUCUGAAGUGCCUCUGGUCAUCCAGACCUUCCUCAACUUGGAGGAGAAAACAACGGACUGGUACAUGAACGGGAAUUACCUGGUGAUCAUGGUUUCCAUAUCCAUCAUCCUCCCUUUGGCUCUCAUGAAACAACUUGGUUACCUUGGUUAUGCCAGUGGUUUUUCUCUCAGUUGCAUGGUCUUCUUCCUUAUUUCGGUCAUUUACAAAAGGUUCCAGAUUCCUUGCCCACUUUCAGACCGACUCAAUGGCACCAGUAACAUGAAUUCUACCCCGGUCAGCACAAGUAGCUAUCAGAAUGACCUCACCGUCAUAGAGGAAAUCAAUGAAGAGAUCUGUUCCGCAAGCUUGUUCACACUCAACUCUCAGACAGCUUACACCAUUCCUAUCAUGGCAUUUGCUUUUGUGUGUCACCCUGAGGUCCUGCCUAUUUACACUGAACUAAAAGAACCAACCAAGAAGAAAAUGCAGUGCAUCUCCAACAUCUCCAUCACUGUCAUGUAUGUCAUGUAUUUCCUGGCUGCUCUUUUUGGCUACCUCACUUUUUAUGGCCAGGUGGAAUCAGAGCUGCUACACACCUAUAGUAGAGUCGACCCAUUUGAUGUGCUGAUCCUAUGUGUGCGGGUGGCUGUGUUGACAGCAGUGACAUUGACGGUGCCCAUUGUUCUCUUCCCGGUGCGCCGUGCAAUUCAGCAGAUGCUCUUCCAAGACAAGGAAUUCAGCUGGAUUCGACACACUAUCAUUGCGGUUGUGCUGUUGACAUCAAUUAACCUGCUUGUCAUUUUUGCCCCUUCCAUCCUGGGCAUCUUUGGCCUGAUUGGUGCCACUUCGGCUCCCUGCCUAAUAUUCAUCUUCCCAGCAAUAUUCUACAUCCGAAUCAUGCCCAAUGAGACGGAGCCGCCAAAAUCCCCUCCCAAGAUACUGGCAGCCCUCUUUGCGUGCCUUGGUGUGAUAUUCAUGAUCAUGAGCCUCAGCUUUAUCAUCAUUGACUGGGCCACUGGUGGUGGGAAGAGCGGAGGCAGCCACUAACAAGGCGGGGCCUGGAGCCUUGUGAUGUGGAUCAAAGCCUUGGGAGACUAAGCUGGCUUGGAUACCUUUCCUGCCCCCUUCCACCUACACUAGUACUGUAAUGUAAUGUAGUCCCUUGCUCAAUUUUGAGCUGGGGGUGCUGUUUCGUUACUCGGUCCUUACAUCCAUGCUGAGCCAGGGGAUGCUGCAGGCUGGACCUGUCCGGAAACCUGUUUCUAAAUCUUUGAAUCAUUUAUCUCCAGGUCUGGAAUGGAUCGGACCAAUGGCCAAUGAACACAUAAACUGGGGAAACAGUCUGUUUCUGAGGGGUUAAGCGGGGGGAGGGGGGCAGCUGCCAUGAUAAGCACAUCCAGCCCUGUAUGUCUAUGGCUGGCCCACACUGAGGCGUCUGGAGAGCCAGCAGCAGAAGAAGAUGGGAAGGGUGGCUAAAGAACCUAGGUAUAGAAAUCUCACCAGAGGUUCACAGCUGACUGGAAGAAAUGACAGGUUUCCCUAGUAGAGGCAAAAAGUAUGAAGUGAAUACAUUUUGGACAGGAAUGUUAUUUUGGAAUAUAUAAUACUAAUAUAUUUUGAAAUCAUAUUCCAGGCCUUCUAUGACUACGACUAUAGAGCUUCUGUCCCUCUCAAAUGUCAUUCCUCAGCCUUUCUUUCCUGGUGGUUUUUUUCUCUCAAACUUGGUUUUUCUUCUGCAAGAGCCUCAAAAGCCUUAUGAUCAAUGGUCCUCUCUCAGGACAGUUCAUUGUUUAGUGUAAUAACAAGGUGAGUGUUGCCAGUUCCCAUAUGUGGACCUCAAUCUGCUGUUACUCCAACCCAGAGGGCUGGUGCUAGGAGAUGGUGUAGGUGUAUCCUCCUUUUUGACCUACUACUUUUUGAGAUCAAUUACGUUUGUGCUACCUUCCCUAGGCCUAUUGUCCAUGUUUCAGUUUUCCUUAGACAGGUGAAGUUAGCUGGGAAGGUACAGUGAUACUUUGGAUGCAUGGAUUGGUGAAAGUUGGAAAUUUGCUGUAAUGGACAUGGUUUUUCCUUCUUUGGAGAGAACUGGGAUUUAAUUUGGGUUAGGGAGUUGGCCUCUUUUCAGUGACAUAAUAUUCUUCUCAAUUCAUUUCACUUGAAAUGUUGUAGAUUCCUACCAUUAUGAGGCUUUUGUGUCCAAGGCUCUUAUAUCCUGAAUAUUUAUGUUAUCAAUUAUCAGAUCCUUCCAUCUGAGAGACAUUCCUUCCCUCCUUGAUAAUAAAUAUAUCAGAGUGGCCUCUGUCCCCCAUCUACUAGCAGAGGCUAAACUUACUGGAAAAUGUAGCCUUUCCAUUAAAGUAGUCCACCGGUCUAACCACUUGCUAAAAUUUAACUGCUGCUAAUUUUAAUGGUUUUAGAAUAAUUUUCAUUUGUUUGUACAUACUUAUAUUAUCUUUUCCUCCUUUUUAUUCUAUAAGAUUCCAAUGGAAUUGUAUUUAUAUAGCUGCCUUCAUGAAAUUGGUUUUUCUUUGGCAUAAUUUACAUAGGAAUAGCUGAAUAUUCAGUGCAUCUGUGAUCACACUUUGUGUGACAGCAGCCAGGAAAAAAAUAAUUAAUCUUUCCUAUUUCUUCUCUCUGAUCUUGUCAUUUUUAAAAAAUGAGGAAAAAUUUCUCCCCCCCCCCACCCCCAUCAGAGAUGAACUCCAAGAUCCACACUGAUGUGCAGCACUCUGAAAUGUUUAAGCCUCUUCUUCCUAGAUCUACCCACAAAUUGGGGAAGAGGAAACAUGUGUAAGAAGCUAUUGGGUGUGUAGAAAAAGCAUGAUGAAGCCUAAGCCAGGGCAAGCAACAGUUUUUGGCCCCUGGAUCUCCCUCCAAGGGUUUCUAAGGUAGCCAGAAUUAGAAAAACCAAACCAGAAGUGGGCUGAAGACCAUGUCUGCUAUGGAGGCAAGAAUCCUUUCUUUUAAAAAAGGUUAAAUAGUGUAAGGAAGCUCUGCAACUUAUUUAAAAGUGAAUUCCCUCUAAUGGUUUUCAAUGAUGUGUCUAUUAUUAUGCUUUUUCCUCCAAGUCAGACUAUUUGUCCAUGUGGCCCAGUUAUGUUCAUUUUGACUCUCCUCCAGGAGCUCCAGUCGAGGAACACAUCACCUAUUGCUUAGAGGGAAUCUGACCAAUAGAUUGAAGUGGAGGGGCCUUCUGUAUCAUAGCAAAAAAAGCUCUGCUCCUCAGCUCCAGUUUCUGUUCAGUCAUGGUCUGUGAGUUCCUAGUAUAAGUGAAGGUGGAAGGCAUGAUUAAUGCAGUUUACACAAAGGGAGGGCCAUUUGGCCCUCUUCAAAAUCAGGAGUGACAGAGAGAAAAAAGAAGCAAGUUAUUCCACAUUCAGUUGUGAAAAUGAAGCAUUGGAAAUUGUUGUAUUCCCUCCAAGAAAAAAAAAGACAAUAGUUUUGGUCAGCAAAGCUAGGAACAGAGCAGUAAACCUGCCUCCUCCUCUAAAUCUUCAAAACAUGCUCUGGAGGGCUGAGAAAACAUUUGGAACAGGUUUUCAGGUGACACAGAGGGUUGGUGGGGAGAAUUAAAAGCAAUCCCAUCAAUGCAGAGCUGGUUGUAAAGCUGGCAAAAUUGCUAUAUAUACCUCCCAUGACACUAAAGAACUUUCCCCAUACCUUCCAUGUGAAAAUAGUUCCAUGGGUUUAACAGGAAAGAAAAAAAAUCUCUUCAUUGUGGAUGAUGCUGCAGAGAUUGAACUCACUUCUGUUUUGGAUCCUGAGGCAGCAAUACCCCAUUAAAAUAUUGUGAAAAUUUAAAUUUCACUUUCCCCUAGGGAUUACCAAAAUCCUAUUCUUAAGACAUAUAAUAUAAUAUAUUGUAUAAAUCGAGGAUUUCAUCACUUGCUGUGCACCAGCCAAACCUCUUUGAACCAUAUCUGAGCAAGAAAUUAGGCAUUCCAGGAGACAAGCCAAGCUGAUUUUCAGCAUGAAUAUUCUCUUUCAAUAAGUAUAAAUGGUGGGAUUGGUAGUUUAAAAUAUUUAAUGGAUACCAUUGGAAAGUGGAUUUCUUGUUAAGCAUUCAGAAUGGGUGGUUGUACUUCCUUGUUCCAAGCCUAAUUAAGAGCAGGAUCCUUAACUGGGUUGAUAUGGUAAAUCAACUAUAUUUCUGGAAUAAAGUCUCAGAAAAGAAGGGAAGGUCCACAGUACUGUAGAUUAAAACACUCUGACCUCAAGCUUAUUAUUGCAGUAUGGCUCUCACAUCAGUGGGGGCUGGUAAUAGCUAACCCUAAUGAAAUGAAUGACUUCUGCUGGAGGUGAUUACAGAAUUGCCCCAAAGGACCUAGAAAAUUCCUAGAGCGGUAACCUGUCUCAGAAUUCAUUUAGUCCUUCAGGCCAAUCUGUUGUGUUUUCCAGCAGAAGUAUAGUAUUGCCUGGAGAACCUAGAAAAUUCCUAGUGAUUACAAAUUUUGUCAGAUGCGGAUAGAUGAAACCGUUGCUUUGCCAGUUUAUAUGGGAUUGUUGGCCAUGCAUAACAGCUGGGCCCCAUGUGGGUUUCUGUGUACAAAAACAACCUCUCAUUUUCCAUGCACAGGGAAGUUCUCUCUGUUGUGAUGGGUACCUGGACUGCACAUUUGGGACAACUGUGUAUCACAGCAUUGUUGAACGGUAGUUUGGCCCAUUUUUAUGAUACACAGAAGCAAUCUAUAUAAUAGAUGUGUUUUGCACAGAGAUAUCCUAGCACUACAUGAAACUAUACUGCACCCUGCUGUAAAUUGUGGGUAUAACUGCACCUUAAAAGGCUUCAUUCGGUCAUAUUCAGAAAUUGUGCAGCAGGGGAAACAUUUUUUUAAAAAAAAUUAAUAAUACUCUAAGGAACGGAAAGAAUCAGAAAGAUUCUGUAGCAUUUUGGGGGCUAUGUGAAAAGAAAGACAUCUCAAGGAUGAUGAAGCAAGUUGAUCCUAGAAAGAUCUUCCCAGAUAGCCUCAAAUAUGCCAGUAGAUUUCUUUGUGUCCUUUUAUGCUGAAAGAAGGCUAACACCGUUGUCACAUUGAUGGCAGUGAAGUCACACACUGAACAACAUUUGCACUUGGAGAUCGAAUGCCCCACCAUCCUGGGUCUAAUGCCCUGCCCUCCCGCACCAAUCCUCAAAGAGGCUCCAUUGAGCUGAACAGCCUUGGCAUAAAAUGCUUUCCUUUAAAAAGGCAGUGGUAUCUGGCCUGCAUCACACACUGUGACAUUUUGCUCUUGGAAUACUGCAAUUUUUUUUAAAGCAGUGAAAUAAAUGUUGGUGGUCUUAAAUCACUGUUAUGGAAGUAAAUAUCCUUUAAAUGAAAACACAUACUUCCAUGUAAAUUCAUUCAGGGAUCUAAGCUGAAGAGUUUAAAAAGAAACAUUUCAUACUAUCCUGAGCUAAUCUAGCCCAACUUGCAGUCCACAUAUUUCUUGCAAUCUUCCCCACUAUGUCUGACACCUUCUACUCUUUUUUUUUUGCCAAAAGCCAUAAAGAAAGUUUUUUUUUUUAAAAAAAAAUACAAAAUUAUUUUAUUCAGAAAAUGCACCUUAUGAAUUUCAAAGCUGGGUAAGGAGGGUAACAAAUAAACCAAGGUGAAUAUUUUUACAGGGGUUACAAGAAUAAUUUUAAAGACCACAAAUAAUUAUUUCUAGAGUUUAAUAACUAUAAUGGGCAUAAAAUAAGAAUAUGUAUUUUUGUACUGGGGUGGUGGCUCAUCAAUUUGCUUUUUAUAAAUACUGUAUAUAAGAGUAGAUCUUUUUUAAUGUAUUUGUUGUUGCGCCCAGUAACUCUGUAUAGUGUAUAUAUUUUAUGUUCACAGUGAAGAGGGAAUGGAUACCAGAAGACCUACCUGAGCUGGGGAAGAAACAUACCGCCAACUUUGCAACUCAGGGUAUUUCAGCUGUUUCUACAGUCUGGUGUCCAGCUAAAAAAAAAGAAAUGGAGAGAGGAGACCAUAUGUGCAGAUCAAAAAUAGGGACUAGAAUUGGCUUCUUACUGCCAUCCAGCUGAUUUCAGCAAGGUUUUACUGAUCCGUGGCAUGGAUCUAGCAGAAGCACAGGCAACCAAACCCAACACAUUGUGUGUGUACCUGAAACUGCAAGCCCCACAGACCAUGGGGAACAGCUGGUUUCUGGUAAGAACUACUGCAACAGCUCCCAAUCAGGAGUAAGGUGUAGCAUGAGGACGGGGAGUAUAGGUGCAGAUUAUGAGUUGCUUAUGUCUCCUCCCACCAAUCACAAUACAAUUGGACAGCCUUUAGAUCACACAGAAUUUCAAGAAUGCCUUGGGGGCACAUAGGGUUGAGGAAUGUGGUGACAUCUCAUAAAGAAUCUGGGAGUUGUGAUCCAGGCUCCCAUGAUGAAAAAUGAAAGAGAGGAGAGAAGGGGCCUUAAACUCAUCAGUUUCUUACAGUCUAUCAAGCAGCAUUUUAAAUUCCAUAAAAAUGAUCCAAAAUUACCCUGAAGAUAAUUGUUUGCCACUUGGCCAUUUGUUGGGUUAUUAGUUCAGUAUGGGACAACCCUAACAGUCUUUUUUAUUUAUACAUCUAUUUAUUAACUCUCUGCAACUUAGACUAUGGGCUUAAAAACAGUUUCAAGCAUAUGAGGCACUUUCUUUGUGAAGCCCGCUCUUUGAUAAAACAAGGGCCAGGGGAAUGAAAGGGAAGCAACUGUGCUGGAUUUCAGGACUGACUAGGGGUAUAGCAGGGGGUGGGGGGUUGAAUGAGGAAAUUGCCCCCUCAAAUAAGAACUUUGGCCCUAUGAAAUUUUCCUACAGUCUAAAUUUCUAGCAUUGCAGAGAACAUGACUUCAAAAAUUAUUCACAUCUAGACAUUUCCUAUUUGCUGUUUUCACGUUCCAUUGGGAAAUUUCCUGCCCCUUGCCCCUGGAUGCCUAAAUUCUAUUUCUAAAUGUUCAGUAAAGUUUUAAGUUGUUGCAGAGCCAGUGUGGCACAGUGGUUUGGGUCUCGGACUAGGACUCCGGAGAGCAGAGUCCAAAUGCCCUCCUGACCAUGGAAACCAACUGUGUGGCAUUGGGCCUCAGAGGAAGGCAAUAGCAAAAACUCUUCUGAACAAAACUUGUCAAGAAAAUCCCAUAAUAGGAUUUCCAUAAAUGGGAAAUGACUCAAAGGCACACACCAACAACCCAGUAGUGCUAGGAGUGGAAGGACUGAAGAAAAAUGUAACAAACAGGUAGAAGUUUUCUCUGGGACAGGCAAUGCUCCCAUUUGCCACUUCCUCUACUGCACUUAUAGCUAUAUCCAUGGCCUGGGCCCUUUAUGUAGGUCUCUCCUCUUCUUUUCUAAAUGCAGCUCAUUGGAGCUUUGUAGCAGGUGGCAAAGUAUUUUAUGUUUUUUAUCUCAAAUAUCAGGCAGGUUUACUGCCCAGCUCAGGGCAGGUCCUGGUCCGUGUCUCAUUCCUUUGUCUGACAGAGAAACCUCUGUAAGAAAACUCAUCUCGAUGUAUGAUCAUAGGAAAGUAUUCCUGGAGAAGAAAGAUGUGUUGCUUUGGGUUUCCCUCCUGCUUCUCCCUACCCUUAAUUUGGGACCCUUCCCCAAGGGAUUGAGAGGGGUACGGGUGUCCUUUCCGUCCUCGCUUUGCAUCCUAAGUCAGUCUGUGAAGAAAAGAAAGGUCUGUCUAGAGAAGUUCUAUUUCUGUAACAUGUACUAGGGGUCAGUUUUAAAUUAUAUGCUGAAAUUAGAUCUAUAUUUGGAAAUGAAAUAAAUCUUUUUAAAAUAACAAUAAAGAAAAUGUGAAACCUCA